Chaetomium globosum CBS 148.51 is the source of this 1875-nucleotide messenger RNA. RefSeq lists its product as uncharacterized. NCBI's taxonomy places the organism in Eukaryota, Fungi, Ascomycota, Sordariomycetes, Sordariales, Chaetomiaceae. Bases 1 to 1875 code for a protein of 624 amino acids. The record is from RefSeq and is a predicted model, not a curated record. The transcript has 10 exons.
AUGCACAACGCAGCCAGGCCUAAAUCGUCAGACCAGUGGCAGACUGCAGUUUGUGAGCCAGUAAAGUCAGGCUCUCAGGAUAUCGAGGCCGCGUUGCCGCUGAGCUUGGACUGUUACACAACAGGACGGCCAGGGCCGCGAAUCCGUAGACCUGUCAAUGCCCAAACACGCCCUCCCCAGCCCGUCUUUCUCAUCUCUGCUUCAGACUGCAGCCUCGAGCCCAAUGAAGUUCUGGAACGCAUCCGGCGGAUCCACAAGGAAGACGACGUCUGCAAUGAAGCCUUCCUGUCCGACACCCUACUUGUCGCAGAUGCCUGUUCCUCUUCCGAGCAGACCAUGCUGUUGCGCACCGAGUUGGCCGACGAAGUAGUGCUGGGCCAAAAACCUUGGCAUCUCAACUUUGUUUACAACGUAGACACUCCAGCUUCACAGACAAACAUCCCCAGUGGGCCGUACUUCCUCAGGGGAGAAGGGGUAUUUCACGCUUGGAAGAUCCAUACAGAUUCGUCCUCAUGCUUCGAAACUACCGUGCUGCCAACAAAGCAUCGUUAUCGGUUCAAGAAUCUCAAUUCCAUUGGCCCGAACGGUUCCGGAAUGUCUGUCGCUGUUCCCAGUCGACUCUAUUAUUGCCCCUCUCCGGCCAAGCCGCUGGCUGGCGUUAGGAUUGGCAUCAAGGACAACUUCAGGCUCGCUGGUACCAAGAGCGCUGUGGGAAACCGCGCGUUUCUGAACACUUACGACCAGGACGAGGAAACAGCCGCGUUCGUAAAAAGGCUUAUUGAUUUCGGUGCCAUUAUUGUCGGCAAAACCAAGAUGACUGCCUUUGCUAGUGGAGAAAAACCGAUUGACUGGUUUGACUUCCAAUGUCCGUUCAACCCCCGCGGCGACGCCUAUCUUGAACCCGGUGCGAGCUCCACCGGGUCGGCCGCGGCAACCGCCGCAUACCAAUGGGUAGAUAUUUGCAUUGGCACCGACACAAAUGGAAGUGUGAGAGAGCCCGCCGCAAGAUGUGGUGUCUAUGGGAUCAGGUGUUCAACAGGUGGCUGGGGCCCGACCACGGGCUUGUAUCCCUGCUCCCCUGUUUUCGAUACAGUAGGUGCCUUCAGUCGGAGCUUGAGUGACCUCCAGAUCUUUGCCAAAGCCGCACUCAGUUCCACGACAAAACAAUACAAGACAGAACCCGCUCAGCAGAAAAUGGUAGAGAGUUUCGUCGAAAUUCUUGAAAGCUUUCUCGGCGUCAAGAAGACUAGCUUUAGCCUCGCUGAGACAUGGGCUCAGAGCCCACCCGCGGAAGCGGAAGGCAAGUCUCUGGAAGAUUAUGCCUACACGUCUGGAUAUAAUCCGUUUUACUACGACAUCUACCACGAGUACGAUGGCUUCCGGGAGGACCAUCUCAAGAAAUUUGGGACGAAGGCCUACGUCUCACCCAGCAUGCAAUGGAGGUGGGACCGCGGUGCCGAAAUACCCAAACCGGAGGUGGAAAGGUCACACGAGGAGCUGAAGGUCCUUCAUUCUUGGUUCUCCGAAGAAGUCCUUGGCGCGGAUGAGACGUCGGGUUCAACGGCCAUACUCAUUCUGCCUGUCGGGCCAACGCAGCCCGACUAUCGUGAUGUCUACUCCCUGCCCGGCCCAAGACUUGGCAUCGAUGCGCUCAGUCUUGCAUCCUUCAUGAGGAUGCCCCAACUCGUAGUGCCAAUCGGCCAGGUGGACUACGACUCCCGCGUUUCGGGAAGGACAGAAAGCUUUCCCGUAGCUUCUUCCAUUGCUGGUGCAGAGGGAAGCGAUCUAAUGCUCAUUGAUCUCGCGAGGCAGGCAUUGGAACAAGUCGGCUUUCCCACCAAGGUCAGUACUGGGAGAUACGCAUUUGACCCCUGA